Molecule: messenger RNA, 2531 nt
Organism: Gastrolobium bilobum
Lineage: Eukaryota; Viridiplantae; Streptophyta; Magnoliopsida; Fabales; Fabaceae
Exons: 15
Coding region: 1-2472 (823 amino acids)
Cellular component (GO): plasma membrane
Source: RefSeq, a predicted model, not a curated record
AUGUCUUUCAAUUCGAUUCUGUGGUGUCAUCUCAAUCAUAAUCAUAUUCUUCUCAGUACUUUGUUACUUUUUUCAUGUUCAGUUGUUCUCUGCUCUGCAAAUGAUGAACUCGGUAGCACUGUUGAUAUCUUCACUGUUUCCAGCUUCAGCUACCCUGAGACUACCCUUAGGCCCUUCGAUUUCCGCUAUAUCAGAGUUGAUAUACCACCAUGGUUUUCUGCAGUGUCCAUAGCAUUGAACUCAGAUGUAGACCUUGAUGUUGCAGGAGUUGAAAGGGUUCAAAAAAGCACGCUGCCAUUAAUAUGCUUUAGAGAUGGCAGCCCUCCUCUACCAGAUGCCUUAAACACAUCUCUGAAAGAUUCAGCUGUCUCAGGAAUAAAUGGUCUUGAUGUGGAGCAGUGCUUUCCAAUGGAGAAAAAUAUCACUAUGAAAUUGACAAACGAGCAGAUAUCUCCAGGUGCUUGGUACAUUGGUCUUUUCAAUGGCAUUGGACCUACAAGGACACAAUCGAAGAUGAUCAUCCGAGGCCCAGCGUACUCCUUCAGUGCCAAUAUAAGUGUGGAAGCAUGCACAAAUUCAAUGAUAAGGGGGGAGUUCUGUAACAGUACAGUCUAUCCACUUUCAUGCACAGCAUCGGAUGUCUAUAAUUCUUUGAAUGCUACCGUGAAGAAGCCAAUGAUGGAAAAUUCAAUGACCUGCAAAAGUAACUUUGAAGUUUCUUGUGUUCAGGAAGGUGAACCAAACAUUUACUCCUUGGAUAUAGCAAAUGUGGUAGAUGAAUUGACCAUUAUGGCAGCAAAUGUCAGAUUCAACAUUACAGCUUCAAAUAAUGCUUCUGGUGCAAAUGAUAUUAAUUUAAUGUGUUUUGCUCGACAUGGUGCAAUACCUUCAGAGACUAUGCAUGAUUAUUCCAGUGAUUUAAACAAAUCCCCUCUGGUUAUUCGAUCUCCACUGAUCGGUCGUCUGUACAUUAGUAUAUUACCAGUUAAUCUUACAAAAAAGUUUGGAGGGACUCAGGAUGGCAAUGUAAAAGUUUGCUAUUCAAUGGAAUCACAAUUUCUUCAGUGCCCACUUGGGAAAGCUGGACCAAAUUGCACAAUGAGUAGCUACACACUUCAGACGGUUCUUAGGAGAGGUCAAACCCCCUUUGAAUCAUAUUAUUUACCUGUUGGUGAAGGAGCAUCUUCUACCAAUUUUCCUCUUGAGCCACUUUCAAACAACUCAUCAAACGGAGAAGAAACUGAUGACAUUUGGACUUACUUUACUUUGGACAUUCCUCGUGGUGCAGCUGGACGAAAUAUUCACAUACGGCUAUCCUCAGAUGUGAAGAUCAGUUAUGAAGUUUAUGCUAGAUUUGGUGGAUUGCCUUCUCUUGAUAGCUGGGACUAUUAUUAUGCUAACAAGACAAGGAAGAGUGAUGAAUCGAUGUUUUUCAUGCUAUAUGAUUCAAGUGAUGACAAUAUUGAUUUUUACAUUAUUUAUGCUAGAGAAGGAACUUGGGGUUUGGGUCUAAGACAUCUAAAUACCAGCAAUGAUUCUAUGAAAUGGAAAACUAUCAUGUCUAUUUCACUUGAUGGAUGCCCAAAUCAAUGCUCCUCUCAUGGGGACUGUAAAUAUUCUUUUGAUGCUAGUGGAUUGACAUCAUUCAGCUUCUGCUCUUGUGAUCGAAACCAUGGUGGCUUUGACUGUAGCAUUGAAAUUGUAUCACAUAAAGGGCAUAUACUGCGGUCAAUUUUUCUCAUUGGAUCAAAUGCUGCUGCCAUACUUCCUGCUUACUGGGCCCUUCGGCAGAAGGCAUUUGCAGAAUGGAUUUUAUUCACAUCCAGUGGAAUUUCAAGUGGGCUAUAUCAUGCAUGUGACGUAGGCACCUGGUGUGCAUUGAGCUUUAAUGUUCUACAGUUCAUGGACUUCUGGCUCUCUUUCAUGGCUGUGGUUAGCACUUUUGUAUUUCUAGCUACCAUUGACGAAGUAUAUAAGAGGGCAAUCCACACAGUUGUUGCUAUUAUUACUGCCCUCAUGGCUGUAACUCAGGCAACCAGGUCAUCCAAUAUUGUUCUUGUGAUUGUGAUUGGGGCUCUUGGUCUUCUUAUUGCAUGGUUGAUAGAACUCUCAUCAAAGUUUAGGUCCCUUUCCUUUUCAUUUGGAUCCUCACUAAGCUCCCUUCAAAGUUUGGAAACUAUAAAGCAAUGGCUCUAUAAUCUUGUCAAGACCCUUUUAAGACGGUUCCGCUGGGGUUUUUUAUUGGCCGGUUUUGUUGCAUUGGCCAUGGCAGCAACAAGCUGGACGCUUGAAACCAGUGAAAACUACUGGAUUUGGCAUAGCUUUUGGCAUAUUACAAUAUACACAUCUUCCUUCUUCUUCCUUUGUUCUAAAGCAAAUAUUGUGGAUGCUGAAAAUCACCUACCUACAAGGGAAACCUAUGCACUGGCUCGUCAGGAUUCAUUUCCAAGAGGUAGAUUUUUUAAAUUUUGAUUUUGCAUUAAGGUGAUACGAGAAUGAAUUAUGAGGCCAAAGAUGUUAAUAGUGUGAUC